Molecule: messenger RNA, 306 nt
Organism: Angiostrongylus costaricensis
Lineage: Eukaryota; Metazoa; Nematoda; Chromadorea; Rhabditida; Metastrongylidae
Source: the annotation of a GenBank genome assembly
AUGGCCGAAUACAAAGAUAACCUUAAGCAAGCCGUUGAACAACAUCAGAAAAAUUUGAAGGCGCGUGUGGCUGGAAAGAAGAUGAAGUCACUGGAGAUUAGAAAACUAGACAAUCUUCCAAAGGCAGCGAAAAAGCCAUCAUCCUGCUCCGCCGAAGGUACCACUCAGUUCUACUUUGACGGAUGCAUAAACAACAAGGUUUACGUCGGUCAAACUUAUGCACAUGGCCUAACACCAAUCAAAAUUGAUGAGCUGAAGGUGUUCGAGAAGAAGCAGAGAGUCUACCAAGAACACAUUCAGAUGUAA